AUGGGAAUGCGACGGGAAGGUAGGUCGUUUCCCGCUGUCCAAAGAGGCAGGGUUCCACCAACACAGCAUCCAGGAUUUCCAGGACAGAUGGCACUCACCAAUGGGGACCCACUAAAUGGACAUACGUACUUGUCCAGUUUUAUCUCUAUGCUGAUUCGUGCUGAGCCGUACCCAACCUCUCGAUAUGGCCAGUGCAUGCAACCGAACAAUAUUAUGGGAAUAGAGAAUAUUUGUGAACUAGCGGCUAGAUUGUUGUUUAGCGCCGUUGAAUGGGCCCGAAAUAUUCCCUUUUUUCCCGAUCUGCAGGUGGCUGAUCAAGUUGCGUUAUUACGGCUUAGCUGGAGUGAACUGUUCGUGUUGAACGCUGCCCAGUGUUCCAUGCCACUCCAUGUAGCCCCGUUGUUGGCUGCAGCGGGGCUCCACGCUAGUCCGAUGGCAGCGGACAGAGUCGUCGCUUUCAUGGAUCAUAUUCGAAUAUUCCAGGAACAAGUUGAAAAACUGAAGGCACUGCAUGUAGAUUCAGCGGAAUAUAGUUGUUUAAAGGCUAUCGUUCUAUUUAGCUCAGAUCUGAGGACACCGUCAGACAGACAGUCAGACAGACAGUCAACCUUUUGGAAAGAUGCUUGUGGACUUUCAGACGUGGCUCACAUUGAAGGCCUACAAGAAAAAUCCCAAUGUGCUCUCGAGGAAUAUGUCCGGAGUCAAUACCCAAAUCAGCCAACACGCUUUGGAAAAUUGCUGCUCCGGUUGCCAUCUUUGCGUACAGUGAGCGCUCAAAAUAAUUUCUGGGAAAUUUACCUAUGA
Molecule: messenger RNA, 804 nt
Organism: Acanthosepion pharaonis
Lineage: Eukaryota; Metazoa; Mollusca; Cephalopoda; Sepiida; Sepiidae
Source: the annotation of a GenBank genome assembly